This is a messenger RNA of Pelagomonas calceolata, 620 nucleotides long. NCBI's taxonomy places the organism in Eukaryota, Pelagophyceae, Pelagomonadales, Pelagomonadaceae. The record is from the annotation of a GenBank genome assembly.
AUGUCGUCCGCACGCGCGAGUCGGCUGCACUACGCGCCCUUGCCCCCCCGAGACCACUGCCACCAGCGUGCGCGAGACGCCAGCGACGCGGUGGCGUACUUCGCCCGGCAUCUGACCAACGCGGGUCCAGUCUCCCGGGGGCACUUCGGCUCGAAGCUCCGGCGCCGGGCCCUCCUCCUCGGUACCGGACCCACGCGGCGGCGGCGGCGACGAGGCCGCGCGGCCGUCGUUGUGUCGGCGGCCGCGCGGCGCGCGGAGCUGUCGACCUGGCGAGAGACGGGUCCACUCCGCGGGGGCUGGACGUCGUACGCCGCGGCGACGGUCGGCGAGUCGACCAGACGAUCCCGGGGUGCGGCGCGGCGCGGCGCGGCGCUUGAACCCACCGGCGCCCUCGUGGAUAUUUGCCGCGCGCCGAUUCCAGGGCUUGUCGGGGAGAUCGGCGCGAUCGUCGACGCGACGCGCGACAAUCUGUGGCUCCGAAUGCCGUGCGACGCCCUCGUGCGGCUUCCACGGCGAGGCUCCGUCGUCGCGCUACGCGUCGGCGCCAGGUCGGGGGUAUCCGGCGCGGGUCCCGCGCGUCUGGUCCUCACGCCUCCCUCGGGUCCUGUCAGGUACUGAUC